Cottoperca gobio is the source of this 1532-nucleotide messenger RNA. RefSeq names its product cyclin dependent kinase 2 interacting protein (gene cinp). Bases 598 to 1218 code for a protein of 206 amino acids. The record is from RefSeq and is a predicted model, not a curated record. NCBI's taxonomy places the organism in Eukaryota, Metazoa, Chordata, Actinopteri, Perciformes, Bovichtidae. The transcript is spliced from 5 exons.
AAUGAUAUGAGUCGUUAAAUUACUUUUUAGUCAUUUUUUUGUACUUUUUAACUUCUAAAACUGAAAACAUUUUGGUCCAUGAAUGAAAUAUUUUGUAUUUUAUUUGACCAUUGCUUCUCUAUGAACCUCUUUGCACUGAAAAAUAAAAAGACGGUUUCAAUUAAAGAUUUCUCCCUCGACAACCCUGUUUUAUUUAUUUCUUUAUUUCUUUAUAUAUAUUUCCCACACUCCAGCAGAUGGCGGUAAUGCACCUCUAAACUAGUUUGAACCCUAACCAUAAAGAAGAAGAAGAAAGCCCAUUUAUUUAUUUCAUGUAUGUUUACCAGUAAGUGUGGAACUAUGUGCAUACGGUGUGGACACCAACAGCGCUGCACCUGGUGAGUGAGCUGCUUCAGGAUCGACUCUGUUGGAGGGUUUUAUAACUUCCACUCCGCGCUCACUGGUUUGUAACAGCAUUAAUAUGUUGGACCCUCCACGCUAACGGAGUGUGUGCAGGGAGGAGGGGGGCUGCUGAUCCACCACAGAAGAAGAAAUCCGGAAGUGUGAAGCUGCUGGAGAACGUGCUCAGGGAGGAUUUAUUAAUUAUUUAUUGCUCUGAUGGAAGGUGACUUCACUGCAACCUCAGCAAACAGGAAGUGCUCUGCCGUCGCAGGAAGUACCAGAAAGAUCAAAGACAACGCAGCCGACUGGCACAACCUGAUGGUGAGGUGGGACAAACUGAACGAGGACGGCUUCUCCGCGGCAGCGAACAUCGUCAACAUCAGGCUUAAACGUUCUCCGAUGGAUCAGUGGCUGCUAGUGGACGAGUCUCCGUCAGCUCCAUCAGACGGAGCUGCAGAGCUACAGGAUGAAUGCUGCAAGCUUCAGGUCGUCAUCAACAAAAUGGUCGUCAUGGUGACAAAGAUGGAGUGUCUGAUGACAUCACAGCGUGGUGUUCAGGAUCUGGAGGAGUUUCAGUUUGGAGCUGAAGGAAGAAAGUUUCCUCUGUUUCACAGCUGGAGCACCAAAAAAUUUGAGGAGUCGUCUCGGCUCCUGUUGGACUACUUCGGUCAGGAGCUGAAGUUGAAGCAGACGAUCUUGCAGGAACUCGCCCACACUGCAACCUCUGACCUCUGCAUGGUCUACCUGUCCUGCUGGCUGCACCAGCCCUUCAUCCCCCCCCAGAGCAGACUGACCCUGGAGGCUCUGCUGUUAGAGACCGGACACCGCCCACUCUGAUGUCCUGCAGAGUCAUGUGGUCACCUGAGAGUCCAGAUGUUAGAUGAUGGACUGUAACUCUGAGCACGUUAACUUCACACCGUUUCCUAUCAAGCCGCGAGUGCCGCUUGAGCUGAACUUCUGCCCGACGCCUUUUGUAUUUAUUCCUGUUGCUCGCUUUGAAAGCGUGGCAAAGGAUGAGGAAUGUCUGAUUGGUGAAGUUUAAAUGAGGAGUUAUCUCCACGAUUCGUCCCUAAAUAAGGAGCAGCUGAAGGUUUCCUACUUGUUGGCCGUAUUGUAUGUUAUUUACAGUAAAUUUAACAAUAUGAAACAUG